AUGUACCCGGUGGUGACGGGCACGCCGCCGGCGCGGCUGCCGGCGGCGUCGCGGGUGGACAAGGCCACGAGCCACCUGCUGCAGGGGCCCGACUGGGCCGUCAACCUCGAAAUCUGCGACACCCUCAACGCCGACCGCUGGCAAACAAAGGAUGUGGUAAAGGCUGUGAAGAAGCGAUUGCAGCAUAAGGACCCAAAAGUUCAAUUCUUUACUUUGACGUUAUUGGAGACAAUGAUGAAGAACUGUGGUGAAUAUGUUCAUUUUGAAGUUGUUGAUCAGCAUGUUUUACAAGAGAUGGUUAAAAUUGUCCAGAAGAGGCACGAUAUGCAAGUGAGGGAUAAGGCAUUGUUACUUCUGGAUUCAUGGCAAGAGGCAUUUGGUGGGCCUGGUGGCAAAUAUCCUCAGUACUACUGGUCAUACAUUGAACUAAAGAGGGCAGGAGUAAUGUUCCCACGACGUCCUGUAGAUGCUCCUCCAAUAUUUACUCCUCCUGCAACACAUCAGGUGUAUGGUUCACCUAGAUAUCCUUCUGGAAGUCUAAAUGAGAGAAUCACAUCUGAUGCUGAAACAUUGAGCUUUGAGGGCUUGAAUAAUAUUAGAAAUGCAACGGAACUGCUGUGUGAUAUGGUGAAUGCUUUGAACCCUGCUGAUCGCAUGGCAGUUAAAGAUGAAAUUAUUACAGAUCUUGUAAAUCAAUGUCGUUCAAAUCAACAAAAGCUCAUGCAGUUUGUCAGUUCCACAGGGGAUGAGGAGCUGCUAAAGCAAGGACUAGAAUUAAAUGAUCACUUACAGAGUGUACUCACAAAACAUGAUGCCAUUGCUUCUGGUUCUCCAUUACCAGUUGAAACACCAAGUACUGAACUACGCAGAGAGGAUCCAAAUCCUGAGCCAUCUACACCAAUUACACAUGAUAAUAAGGCUCAAGUUGAAGAGGAUGAAGAUGAUGAGUUUGCUCAAAUAGCACGAAGGAAAAACAAAUCUGUGAUAUCCAGUGAUGAGGCAUCAUCCAGUGCUGGUGAUCAGGCUCUGGUACCUGUUGAUCCAGCACUUUCUGAAGUUUCUGCGGUUGCGAGCAAUGCAAUAGUACCUCUCGACACAUCUUCUGUUAGUGGAACCAGGACGAAGGAGCAGGAUAUGAUUGACCUUCUCAGUCUCACCUUGUACAGUCCUCCUGAAUCAUCUGCAGAUUCUUCAACUCAGAACCAAAAUGGGAGUCAGCCGAGUGUCACGUCAAAUGGACCAGAAACACUGCCGAGCUAUCAGCCUGCUGUGGCAAAUGGGGCAAAUUACCCUGCCAACAACCAGGCUUAUCCAACAAACCAGGGAUAUGCUCCUUACAAUAACUAUGUUGCACCAUGGGCCCAAACAGGACCGGUUGCACAGCCAGGAGCAUAUCCAACUCAACCCCAGCAAUAUGUGACUCAACCCCAGCAAUAUGUGUCUAGCUAUCCGGCACCACCAUGGGCUAUGCCUGCGAGUGCCAAUUCAACUAAUCCUUUCCAGCCUGCGACAUACCAAACGCCAAACCCUCCUGCUGCUUCUGUUGUCCCUGCAGCUACCUAUCCAACUACAUCAAAACCAUAUGCCGCUCCAUCAAUGCAACUUGUUCCAUCUCCAGCACCAAAACCGGUGCAAAGUUACAACUCUUCUAUUUCUCAAACAUACACUGGUCCGAACAUGGCUACAGAUGCUCGGAUGAACGGAAAUCAGCGGCCAAAAGAAACUCCAGUGGCAGCAGCCAGACCAUAUUACAUGCCGGACAAUUUGUUUGGAGACCUGAUCGACGUGAAGAGUUUUGGCGCCGGAAGCAAGAUCAACAGGUCUACCAGCAUGCCGAGUCCAAAGGGUGGUGGCCAGCCUAUGAUUGGUAGAAACAAAUAG
Miscanthus lutarioriparius is the source of this 1881-nucleotide messenger RNA. Lineage: Eukaryota; Viridiplantae; Streptophyta; Magnoliopsida; Poales; Poaceae. The record is from the annotation of a GenBank genome assembly.